GUCUGAAGCCUCUGUCGGGAGAAGAAGAAGUGAGCCGUUCAUCUUCAUCAUCCAUCUUCUCCAGCAGAAAAACAACAAGCAGACAGAGAACAAAGAGCAUCAUGGGAGCCGUUUUGGGCCUCUGCUCCAUGGCGAGCUGGAUCCCCUGCCUGUGCGGCAGCGCCCCCUGCCUGCUGUGCAGAUGCUGUCCUAGUGGAAACAACUCCACAGUGACGCGCCUCAUCUACGCCUUCUUCCUGCUGCUGGGCGUGGCCAUAGCCUGCAUCAUGCUGGCGCCCGGCAUGGAGGGUCAGCUCAAGAAGAUCCCAGGUUUCUGUGAGGGAGGGGCAGGUACCUCCCUCCCAGGUGUGGAGGGUCACGUGAACUGUGACGUGCUGGUCGGGUACAAAGCCGUUUACCGCGUCUGCUUCGGCAUGGCCAUGUUCUUCCUCCUCUUCUCUAUGCUCAUGAUCCGAGUGAAGAGCAGCCAGGACCCCCGCGCCGCCCUGCACAACGGGUUCUGGUUCUUUAAGUUCGCUGCAGCAACUGCCAUCACCAUCGGAUCCUUCUUCAUCUCAGAGGGACCCUUCACCACAGUCUGGUUCUACGUGGGCAUGUCCGGAGCAUUCUGCUUCAUCCUCAUCCAGCUGGUUCUCCUCAUCGACUUCGCCCACUCCUGGAACGAGUCCUGGGUGGAGAAGAUGGAGGAGGGGAACUCUCGCUGCUGGUAUGCAGCCCUGCUGUCGGUCACAGCUCUGAACUACGUGCUGUCUCUGGUCUCUCUGGUUCUGUUCUACGUUUACUACACACACUCUGAGGGCUGCACCGAGAACAAAGUCUUCAUCAGCAUCAACAUGCUACUCUGCAUCGCCGCCUCCGUCAUGUCCAUCCUGCCUCAGAUCCAGGAGUCUCAGCCUCGCUCUGGUCUGCUGCAGUCCUCCUUGGUCACCCUGUACACCAUGUACCUCACCUGGUCUGCUAUGACCAACGAGCCAGACAGGAAGUGUAACCCCAGCCUCCUGGGGAUCAUCGGGCUGAACAGCACCAGCCCUGCGGGUCAGGACCAUGUGGUCCAGUGGUGGGACGCACAGGGGAUUGUGGGAUUGAUCCUGUUCCUGAUGUGUGUGCUGUACUCCAGUAUCCGUAACUCGUCCAAUGCACAGGUAAACAAGCUGACCCUGACGAGUGACGAGUCGGCUCUUAUUGAGGACGGUCCUCAGACGGACGCCUUCGAGGAGGACGGUGCUCUGAGCCGAGCCGUGGACAAUGAGAAGGACGGAGUGACGUACUCGUACUCCUUCUUCCACUUCAUGCUGUUCCUCGCCUCGCUCUACAUCAUGAUGACGCUCACCAACUGGUACAGUCCGGACUCGAACUACGAGGUGAUGACGAGUCGUUGGCCGUCCGUGUGGGUGAAGAUCUCGUCCAGCUGGAUUUGUAUCGCCCUCUACGUGUGGACGCUGGCUGCUCCGCUCGUCCUCGUCAACAGAGACUUCGACUGAGCAGGCCGCAGCUGAUCCCGCCCCCUGAAUCACUGCUUACGCCGCCCCCAUGCUACAGCUUGCUAUCCUGCUGUGACCCCACUCCCUGUAGCUUUUGUUGUUGUAAAUAUGUGGUGUGUGUUAGAACAGAGCUGCAUGCUUCUUUAACUCUGUGACUCUUAACAGUGUGAGAGCAGCGCCACCUGUGGCCAGCAUCAGUAUUACAUUAAUUAAAACUGUGUUUCAUGUAAAAAAGGGAGAGACUGAUCAGCUUUAGUGCUGUGUAGCAGAGUGUUGUAAUCAUUAAUGACCUGCUCAAGUAAGUGUGUAUCUGCAGCACACACACACACACACACGCCUGUGUUUGUUGCUCUGACUUUAAUGUAUAAAUAUUGUUUAGAUGAGUUAACUUAUUUGGUGGUGUUAGCAUUAGUAUGUAGCUUCUCUCAGAGUUUGGUUGUUUUUGUGCUUUUAUUCUGAAAAUCUGUACCUGGUUUAAUAAAAGUCCACUUAAAGACAA
Labrus bergylta (ballan wrasse) is the source of this 1980-nucleotide messenger RNA. It is a transcript of the gene serinc1, whose product is annotated as serine incorporator 1. Gene Ontology annotation, cellular component: membrane. NCBI's taxonomy places the organism in Eukaryota, Metazoa, Chordata, Actinopteri, Labriformes, Labridae. The record is from RefSeq and is a predicted model, not a curated record.